AUGUCUGAACUAUCCCCCGAGGAAGAAAGAGCCAGAAAGCUCGAAGAAGCCAAGAUAAGGGUUGAAGAGUUAAAGAAGAAGAAUAAAAACAAGAAGAAUAAGAAGAAGAAGGACAAGGAAGAUCUUGAAGCAGCUGAAGUCAAAACUGAAACUGAAACUGAAUUGGAACCGACUGAUACUAAUGUAUCAGAGAGUCCGGUUCAUUCAGAUGAACAACCAAUCGUGGAAGAGACAAAAGCUGAAGAAAAGGCUGAGAUAAAUGCUGAUGCAAAGGGCAAUGACAACAACGAAGAGAAGUUUGAAAAGGAGUCUGUGGAGAAGUCUGAAAAAGAGUCUGCGGAGAACAAGAAAGACUCCGAGGAGGAAGUCCUCGAGAAGGAAGCAACUGAUAUACCCAACCCAACCGAGGAAGUGUCUAAAGAAGCUUUUGCAGUUCAACAAAAAGAGGAAGAACCAAUAGAGGCAAAAAGUACAGAUGAAGUUGAAGAAUUGUUUGGCGGGAAUGAUGAUAAAGAGAAAGAUUUCCUUUCGACGAUACAAGAACAGAAAAGCCAAGAUGAAGUAAUAAACCUCAAGGAAGAAGUUUCAAAGCUAAAAGAUCAAGUAAAGCAAUUGAAGUUUGUCAACAUAGAUCAAGAAAGCUCCAUAGAAGAGCUUGAAGAACAGAUAAACAUCAUGAAAUCUCAACUCAAUGAUAAAACUGUACAAUUGCUGUCCGCUCAGCAGGAGCUAUCUACGUCUAGACAAGAAGUAGAGCAGCUUAGAGCAACACAAUCACCACAACUAACCCCUGUGGAAUUCUCUUCCUUUGAUAGACAUUCUCCAUCCAAAUUCGAGCCAUCGAGACAGAUUCAGCAUCCAACGACAGACCCUGUUAUGUUAGCUAAGUGGAAGAACUGGAAUGUCGAUAUGACAAAUUGGAGAUCAGUUGGUGUUGGCCCAGUUGUGGAAUUUUAA
Messenger RNA from Kluyveromyces lactis, 957 nucleotides. It is a transcript of the gene BUG1, whose product is annotated as Bug1p. Lineage: Eukaryota; Fungi; Ascomycota; Saccharomycetes; Saccharomycetales; Saccharomycetaceae. The record is from RefSeq and is a predicted model, not a curated record. The transcript has a single exon. The coding region runs from base 1 to 957 and encodes 318 amino acids.